AUGUCUCUCGCUUCUGCCUCGCCGCGGAGAGCAUCGCUCGACUCUGACGUCGUCCUUGUAUCAACCUCGCCGCUCCCGCCUCGCGCCCGCCAUCGCCACCGUCCUCAGGCCCUGCAACCACCGACGACCAUCACGACAGCAGCCGCCGCCGCGAUGCCGCCUGCCUUCUCUUCGUCACCCAGACACUACGCCCACGCCUCAUCGUCCCCUCGACACCACGUACACGACAACUCGCCGCAUUUACGCACUCGCAACCAAAGUUUAUCAACACCCAACGACAGUUUAUCAAAUCACCAAAGCCAAACCAUGUCCUCGUCUCGACCGCGGCCUCGACGAGCCUCGCCCUCACCCGACUCCUCAGUGUCAUCAUCAGACUUUGACAUUUCUCAAACUCAGUUCGAGGCCACGCCGUCCGACUCAACCGACUCGUCCGACGACGAGUACUUAGAGGGCGAGACGCCCAGCGACGACAACAUGGCCCGCCCCCCGACACAAUCAAAUUCCACUCGAAGCUCUUCGCCUUACUCAGACUAUAGCAGCAUCGACGAAGAUAACCUUGGCAAUCUUCACACUACAAACGCCGCUAUAGACGUGCCCGACUCACCCCUUCAACCACUACACGCCGGCCCUUCAGCCAACACCACACAAGCCACUGAUUUCUCUCUCCCCGAGACUGAGCACUCAACAUCAUCCCUCUUUGACCAGGUUCAAGACCAGGUUCAAGACCAAGGCUCCACCGAAACAGCGUCUACUUCGUUUUCUGAAGACAUGCCUCGACUUCGAAGCACGGCAAGGGGUCUUUUUGGCCCGGAUCGCAAUCAUUGGCGCCUUGGCGAACGGGGAAAGCCGUACAUCAUUAACUUGACCGGGCUGCCGCGCUCUGAGGUCUUACCAACGGAGUCGCCCGUAUCGGUGGACAGAAUCCCCGAUGAGGACCUCGAGACCAUUGAUCUCACCAAGGCUCAGGUCGCCCCAGAGCCAGAGCUAAAGAAGCGCGUCGUGGACAACCGGAUCAAGCUGGCUACCUAUCAAUGCCCCAUUUGCAUGGACAAUGUCACCGACCUGACGGUCACGCACUGUGGCCACCUCUUUUGCAUGGACUGUCUUAAUCACUCCAUGGACGUGGAGGUGACCAAGGGCAAAUGUCCCAUGUGUCGCUCCAAGAUUGACACCAAGCCCCGCGAGGCCUACAGCACCAAGACCAAGGGAUACUGGCCACUUGAGCUCAAGCUCAUGACCAGAUCCAAGAAGGGAAAGAGAAAAGCUGAGGAAAUCUCAACUUGA
This is a messenger RNA of Cordyceps fumosorosea ARSEF 2679, 1284 nucleotides long. RefSeq names its product Zinc finger, RING/FYVE/PHD-type. NCBI's taxonomy places the organism in Eukaryota, Fungi, Ascomycota, Sordariomycetes, Hypocreales, Cordycipitaceae. The coding region runs from base 1 to 1284 and encodes 427 amino acids. The record is from RefSeq and is a predicted model, not a curated record. The transcript has 2 exons.